Molecule: messenger RNA, 352 nt
Organism: Staurois parvus
Lineage: Eukaryota; Metazoa; Chordata; Amphibia; Anura; Ranidae
Source: the annotation of a GenBank genome assembly
UUAUACUUGGCACAGUGCAGUCAGGUAAGUACCGUUCUCCUGGCAGGCACCAAACUGAGACACGUCCAUUGGAUUGCCAGACAGAGAAGCGUGAUUCGUCACUCCAGAGAACACGUUUCCUUUACAUUGCACUUGGUGCACUUCGUGACUGAGUUGCUGCUGUGCUCAGCUGCUUCCACUUUGUUAUAAUACCACUAACAGUUGACCGUGGAAUAUUUAGUAGCAAGGAAAAGUCACUGAUGCACUUAAUGCACAGAUGGCAACCUAUCACAGUACCAUGCUUGAAUUCACUGAGCUCCUGAAAGUGACCCAUUCUUUCAUAUAUGUUUGCAGAAGCAGUCUGCUUGCCUAG